AUGGAUAUACAAGAACAAUUAAAUGAAAAAGAUUAAGCAAUUAAAAUAUUAGAAUAAGAAAGAGAUACUUUAAUAUAAAAUGCUAAUGAAUUAAAAAAUAAUCAAAUCCUAUUAGAAAAGGAAAUUGAUAGAUAAAAAAGCAAUAUUUCGAAUUACGAGGCUGAACUAAUUGAAUUACAUAAGGAGAGAAAAUCUUGUGAUGAAUAAUUUCAAAAGUCGUAAAUUUAAAUAGAAUCUUAUGAACAAUAGAUAACUCUACUUAAUGAAGAUCUUAAAAAAGUCACCAUCUAAUGUGAUGAGGCCUUAUAAUAACUAUAAUAAAUUUAAAGUAGACAUGAUAUUGAAAUUAAAACACUUACUGAUUAAUUGAUGAAUGAAAAAGAGAAAAAUAAUGAAAUCAUCGAAGAAAAUCUACUUAAUAUCAAUAAUAAAUAAACUUAAAUUGAUUUGUUAAACUAAAAACUCAAUAAAUUCGAAUAAUAACUUCAAAAUAAUCUUACUAAUUAUUAAAUUAAUGUUGAGCAUCUAAAUAAGCAAAUUGAAAUAACAAAAUUAGAAAAAGAUGAAGAAUUACAAUAAACUGUUAAAUAAUUGAAGAAUGAAAUUGAUGAUUUAAAUAAAGCAUUAUAUGAAAAAGAAUAAAAUAACAAAUUUCAAUUACAAAUUGAUGAAUUAAAUUAAUAAAUCAUUUAGAAAGAAUAAUAAUACAUCAAUCAAUCUGAAAUUCAAGAAGAUUAAAUGAAGCAAUUACAAAUUUAAAUUUAGAUUCUUAAUGCUUAGAUUAAUGAAUUAUAAUAAAAAAAUGAAAACUAACAUUUAGAAUUAGCUAAACUUUAGUAAGAAUUAACUUAAAAAAAUGAAAGUUGCUAAACACUUACAAAUUAAUUAGAUUAAAUACAAUAAUAACUAUAAUAAAAAUAAUAAUAAUAAUAAUAAAAAUAGUCUUAAUAGUAAAAUUAAAAUAGUAAUAAUCUUUAAAAUUAAAAUAAUAACACUGCAGAAAAAAUGGUUACAAUUCCAAUGAAGGAAUUAUUAACCUGGGAUAAAAGAUCAAAAGAUCAAUAAAAUUAAAUAAAGGCAUUGUCAAAUGAAAUUUAAUUAUUGAAAAAUUAAUAAGAAGAAUAAUAAAAAUUACAGAAUUCUAAAUAAAUGAAAUCAAAUCUUUCAAUAGAAGGAAUGGUUUAAAAAUGUACAGCUUUAUAAUAAAUUAUUGAUGAAACAAGUCAGCAAAAUUCAAAAAUUACAUAAGAACUACAUACUUACAAAUUAUAAAAUUAGUAACUUAGAGAAGACUUAUAAAAUAUCUAACAAGAACUAAAAGAGUUAAGAGUAAUAGCUUAAGAUAAAUUUAGAUUGGAAGGAGAAUUGGCCUCUGCAAAUAUACAAAUUUCAGAAAACAAAGAUUUGAUGAAAGUAUUAUAAAUAUAUGAAUAAAAUAGAAAUUAAACGAGCUUUCAUCCAAUUUUGAAAAUAAGGAAGAAUAACUUGAAACAACAAAAAAAAAUUUAAGAUAAAGUGAGCAACUAAGAAAUAAUGUAUAUCCAGUCAUUUAUUUUAGCUUCAAACAAAGUUGGAUGAAAUUACAAUAUUAUAUUAGAAGACUACAUAAGAAUUAACAAAUGUAAAAUAGGAGAGAGAUUAAAAAAUAACAAAGUUAAAGGAUUUAGAAAAACUUAUAUAAUCAUAAUUUCAAGAAUAUUCGCAUUUGGAAUAAAAAUAUAAAGAUUCAUAAAUUAAUUGUGAAGAUAUGUAAAGUUAAGUUAAAAUUUUGUAAAAGAAGUAUUCUCAUGUAAAUUAUUUUUUUAUUAAAUCAGGAAACAGAAUAAUUAAAAGAUGAUUGUCUUUAAAAAUAAAAAUUAAUAUAAGCUUUAGAAGAAUCAAAUAAAAGUUUAACAAAUGAUCUUCUUGCUUUAAGAGAAUUAUAAUUUAGGUAAAAGACCCCUGAAGCUCCUUUGACAAAGAAAGAAAGAAUUGUAGUUGAAUCUCUUUCAUUAAGAGUACAAGAACUUGAAUUGGAAAAUAGAAAAACAAGGGAUGCUUUAUGUGCUAAAAUCGUUUAAUUAUAAAAUGAAUUAGAUUAGAAAACAAAUUACAUAAAUCUGAUUGCUAAUUAAAUAUCAAAAUAAUUCCCUUCUUUAUCAGAAUAAGAUCUUUUGGAUAAGGAGGAUAUAAAAAUGAUCUAACAGUUAAAAAAAAAACUUAAUAUUCAAGAAAUAUUAGAAGUAUCAAAUAUUCUAAAAAAUAGAAAACUCUUAUUGAAAAUUUGUAGCUUAGAGAUUAGAUUAAACUUUUGGGAACUGAAAUCAAUAAAAGAAAAUGA
This is a messenger RNA of Paramecium sonneborni, 2320 nucleotides long. The record is from the annotation of a GenBank genome assembly. NCBI's taxonomy places the organism in Eukaryota, Ciliophora, Oligohymenophorea, Peniculida, Parameciidae.